Suhomyces tanzawaensis NRRL Y-17324 is the source of this 357-nucleotide messenger RNA. It is a transcript of the gene RPS20, whose product is annotated as 40S ribosomal protein uS10. The record is from RefSeq and is a predicted model, not a curated record. Gene Ontology annotation, biological process: translation. Gene Ontology annotation, molecular function: structural constituent of ribosome; RNA binding. The coding region runs from base 1 to 357 and encodes 118 amino acids. The transcript has a single exon. Gene Ontology annotation, cellular component: ribosome; cytosolic small ribosomal subunit. Lineage: Eukaryota; Fungi; Ascomycota; Pichiomycetes; Serinales; Debaryomycetaceae.
AUGUCUGCUCCAAUUAACAAGGAAAAAGUUGAACAAGAAGAAGAAAAGAUCCACAAGAUCAGAAUCACCUUGACUUCCACCAAGGUCAAGCAAUUGGAAAACGUCUCUGCCAACAUCAUCAGAAACGCUGUCCAACAUGACUUGGUCAAGAAGGGUCCUGUUAGAAUGCCAACCAAGGUCUUGAAGAUCACCACCAGAAAGACUCCAAAUGGUGAAGGUUCUAAGACCUGGGACACCUACGAGAUGAGAAUCCACAAGCGUGUCAUUGACUUGCAAGCCCCAGCUUCCACCGUCAAGAGAAUCACUCAAAUCACCAUCGAACCAGGUGUGGAUGUCGAAGUCACCAUCGCUGCUUAA